This is a messenger RNA of Porites lobata, 3269 nucleotides long. The record is from the annotation of a GenBank genome assembly. NCBI's taxonomy places the organism in Eukaryota, Metazoa, Cnidaria, Anthozoa, Scleractinia, Poritidae.
AUGGAACUCAAGCAAAUAACACUAAUUAUCUCCAUCCUGUCAGUCUUCUUUAUCGUUGGACGUGCUCGGCCAUCUAACGAGGUAAUGGAAGAAUACAACAAUGACACAUAUAACAUUUUACAACUGAAUUAUAUAAAUUACAGGCAGUCUGUAAAUCUGACUUAGUUCUCGACCUUUUGCAAAGUGUUUGUUUUCUAGUUAUUAUUCCAUGAGUAAUUAUGAACUUUCUUCCGAAACACUCACACCGCGUUCACCAUCUAUUUACUAGUAACUGAAAAAUGACCUCGAGACAGUGUCGUUUUGCCUCGGAAUCCGGUUAGUCUCCUUAGUGAGCCCUUGAUUUCGAACACUCGUAAUUAAAAUGUCAGAGAUAUAUAUAUAUAUAUAUAUAUAUAUAUAUACUUCAAAAAGAGGCCAUCGAUUCCAUUUUUUGCUCAGGCAUAAAAUACUUAAUUUGUAUUCCACAAAUACUGAAUCUUUUUUGUAUACUUGAAUGCAAGAUUUCAAAUGUUUUUGUCAAAACUUAUAGAUAUAAUGCUGGAACAUUUUAUUAAUGCAAUUAGUUCCAUUCACUUCCUUGAUUAGGGGUGCCAUAAAGUCAUUAACGUAUGAGCGUUCAAUGGGACUCUUAAGUUUAAUUGCAUCAUUUAGUCUUUAUUUAUAGAAUGUUCUUACAUUGAUUGGUAUGUAAAAUUUUUCAAGAACAUUUAUUUUCCUUUUAACUUCCAGACCAACUUGAGUUUUGUUUGGUUUUGUUUGUUUGUUGUUGGUUUUUUUUUAACAGUGUAUGUAAUGGCAAGUUGAAUAUCGCCUCAUUUUGAAGCAGAGGCCAAAUGUGCUGAAAUGAGUAGGUCAGACCUGUCUUGUAAGAAAGUGAACAAGCUAUUGUUAAUUGUAAUUUUAACUUCGAUUGUUCCCUCAGGACGAUGACAGCGAGGUGCGCAAAGACGAGAACGCCGUGGAGGAAAACACCCAAGCCGAGCUAGGUAGGCCAAUAAAGGCUUUAAGCUUUACUGGUACAAAAAUCACUAUUUGUCCGAUACUAGAGAUAAUCACCUAUCAAAUUAAUCAUAGCCUACUAGCUCUUUCUGUAUACUCCAAUAUUAUUUUCUUACGAUCUUUAUAAGAUGCAAAGACUUAUAAAAUUUUUGUUGGCGUUGGUCCCAUAGAUAACUCCUUUGACGCCUGGAGUCAACUUAAUAAUAAAACUUUUACAAGACAGCGUAAUUUACAAGUGUAGCCCAGUAUACUGGCAUGAAACUUUGUCUCCCCAUUUGCAACAAUCUAAAUAACUUUGGUACAUGCUUUGUACCAAUUCCAUAAUUUCAUUCUCCUCGGACUGAUUUCAAGUAUGUGUUAUCUAUCGGAAGGUCCCUUUUGACAAAAGUGAGUUUAGUAAGAUUUCCUCUGGGGUCUUUAUUGCCUGUUUAGACGAUAUUAAAAAGGCUUGGUUACAGGUUCUUAUUUUGACCUUCGCUUUGUAGUGGCAGAUGAAGCAGGAGGAGGAGAAAGCGGAGCCAGUGGAAGCGGAAGCGGAAGUGGUACUGAACCCGCACCUGCUCCACCUGCCACUGGUACUCCUAUUCCGAUUGGCGAUGCAGUUGUAAGCACCAUUUGCGUUCUAUAUAUUUUUUUUAUCGUUUUCGUCCCACAGGCUCAAUUAAAGCGAUUUUGCGUUAUAGACAAAUUUUUCAAGCUCCCCAAGGUAAUUGUCGAUUCAAAACCAAACCAUUUCGACUUCUACUUACCAUUUUUAUGUUGCUAAAUUCGUCUGCCAAAUUUGUGCCAACGGAACGAAAAUGUGCCUUGAUAUUGAUCGUAAGAGACAAUUUUUAGGUAUUCAAUAAUACUCGUGAUGUGAUAAUGAAGCAUAACGAAUAAUAUUAAUAUCAUUUUAGUAUAGGUCAGUAGCAUCAUUUGUCGUGAUAUUUCUGUGGCAUAAAUACCACGAGUGAUAUUUCAAAAUUGUUAUACGUAUUUUCACGAGCCGUUAGGCGAGUGAAAUUUGAGACAAUUUUGAAAUAUCAGGAGUGGUAUUUAUGCCAAAUAUCACGUACAAAUCAUGCUAUCAAUUGUUUAUACUACUACCCUUAGAAGGUUUGUAAUUUUCACAUGUAGGUAUUUCAAAUUAACCUGAAAUACCACUGCUCUAAGCCAAUCAAAUUGCAGAAAUUUCUCAUGCAGUAGUAUAAUUAUCUAAAUAACAAUAUUGGCAAAAUUAAUAGCAUUAAGAAGCAGAAAAUGAAGAAAGAAGGAAUGAAUGCAAGAAAAGUAUUUUGAUCCCAACAAUUUUUCAACAAUUUAAUCUUUUUUCGUGUGCUCUCUUCAUGCACAACAACAUGAAAUUCCAUUAAACAUCUAUAAAUCAAGUAUUCAAUGACAGUCGAAUCCCGAUAACUCGAUCCUUCUUUAAGGGAAUAAGUUCUAGGUUAUUAGGGGUUUGAGUUAACAGGAGUUCGAAGCAAGUAACCGGAAAUAAUGAGGCCAGCAAAAGAUAAAAUGAGAUUUGAAAGAGCAAUUAAGUAACAAAGACUGAUCAUUUACAGGGCUGAACAAAAAAAGUCGAUUGGAAAAAAAGACAAAUCAUACACGGUUGUUUUGAGAUAAAUUCAGUGUUUCGGACGGCAGUACACUGUUUUCUAAAAACAUGGUUUUGAGUUAUCCAGGAUCAAAUUAUAUGAAAUAAUCUGAAGUUAUCGAGGAUAGAAUUGUAUAAAUGUAUGGACAAAAUAUAGGGGAAAUCGUUUUUGGUUCGAGUUAACGCGAGAUUUGUGAGUUAGCGAGGGUUCGAGAAAUCGGGAGUCAACUGCAUUCAAGUGCUCACUUUACCUCGCGCAAUAAUACGUGCUCCAAAUAAACAAAAUUUCCUUUUUUGUAUAAUUUUACUACUUAACACUGGAAUUAAAUUCAAUUAUUUCCUCUAUUUGCUUGUUUGUGUACAGAAUCAAGUCUGCGCUGGCUUCCAGUCGUGCGUUGCUCAAGUUGAUGCAGCUGUGUGCCUUAAACAGAUGGUGACUGCCCUAUCGUCACUUCUCCCACCUGCCACUACCGGAGCACCGGCAGGGGGAACUCCAUGUCAGGGGGGAGCCGGUGCUCCCAUGCCGAUGCCUAUGCCUAUGCCGAUGCCGAUGCCGAUGAUGCCGAUGCCCCAACCAAUUCCGUAUCCCGUACAGCCAUCCUCCUGUGGUGGAACGUACCCUUGCGGCGAUGAAGAAUCAAUAAGCAAGAGCAAGAAACAUCAUGACGACCACAAACAUAAGGAAGAUUAG